AAUAAAGGGGUUGUCAUAGGUGCUGUUGUGGGUUCUGUUGCUGUUGUUACGGUGUUCUUGGCCAUUGUUAAGGUCACGAUCCGGAGACGUCAAGGGCAUAUACUUGGAACUGCAAAUGCAGUCGAGAGAUUGUCUGUAGCAUACUUGGAGUUGGAGUUGGGGGGAGAUAACAAUAAUGAUACCGGUGUUCCUUUCUACAGUUGGAAAAGUAUAUUAGCUUCUACAGAAAACUUUUCAGACGUACACAAACUAGGGCAGGGGGGAUUUGGACCUGUAUAUAAGGGGUUGCUACCUGGUGGGAAAGAAGUUGCAGUGAAAAGGUUGUCAAGCUUUUCCGUACAAGGUUCUAAUGAAUUCCAAAACGAAGUUGUACUGAUCGCUAAGCUUCAACACCGGAACCUCGUCCGACUUCUGGGCUACUGCAUUGAGGGGAAUGAAAAGAUCUUACUCUACGAAUAUAUGCCCUACAAAAGUUUGGAUGUCUUUAUAUUUGAUAAAACAUUAUGCAUUUUGCUGAACUGGAGAAAGCGGUUUGAAAUCAUCUUGGGGAUAGCAAGAGGAAUUCUUUAUCUUCAUCAAGAUUCAAGGCUGAGGAUCAUUCAUAGGGAUUUGAAGACAAGCAACAUUUUAUUAGAUGCAGAGAUGAACCCAAGAAUUUCAGACUUCGGUUUGGCAAGAAUUGUUGAGGACAAAGUAACAGAAGCAAGCACCAACAAAGUCGUGGGAACCUA
Messenger RNA from Olea europaea var. sylvestris, 731 nucleotides. RefSeq names its product G-type lectin S-receptor-like serine/threonine-protein kinase At4g03230. The record is from RefSeq and is a predicted model, not a curated record. Gene Ontology annotation, molecular function: protein kinase activity; ATP binding. The transcript has 3 exons. Gene Ontology annotation, biological process: protein phosphorylation. The annotation marks the transcript as partial. NCBI's taxonomy places the organism in Eukaryota, Viridiplantae, Streptophyta, Magnoliopsida, Lamiales, Oleaceae.